AAAAAAAAAAAAAAAAACCUCAGCCUCACACAUCAAUGGCCUCAAUGGACGCUAUUAACCGCCCGACACCAACUCCAGACAACCAUGAUACGACUGUCGUAGUUGUCUUUGUGUCUCUAGGUUGCGUUAUGUUCUUGGCGUUUCUAGCGUUUGUCAUUUGUUUCAUGAUCAAGAAGAAAUGGAAGAAGAACACUGAGAAAAAUGAGAUAGUUCGUGUCGAUGAGCACUAUAAAAUGAAGGAAGCUAUAGUGGAGGGACCUCAUGGACCAGAGGCAGUGGUGCUAUCUGUUGAGGAUGAUGUUCAUAUGGAAGACGUGGUUAAAAAAGGAGAGAAAAAAGUGGGAAAAGACGGUGUAGUUGGAUCUUCCCGUUCGUAAAUACGACCAUUCACUCAUUAUAUUUCCAGUUUAUGUUUAUAAAUUAAUUUGUGUUUGUAUGAAUCAUUGAAUAUGUAUCAUUCGUUUGGGUAAAAUAAAAAGCAUCAAAAAAAAAAAUGCGUCUGAGAAAAAUGGUGUGUUAUCCAAUAUAAAUAACGUCUAAUAACAUAUGUCACAUCAAUAGCGGUUGUUUUGUAUUGCUC
Messenger RNA from Eruca vesicaria subsp. sativa (arugula), 580 nucleotides. The record is from the annotation of a GenBank genome assembly. NCBI's taxonomy places the organism in Eukaryota, Viridiplantae, Streptophyta, Magnoliopsida, Brassicales, Brassicaceae.